Molecule: messenger RNA, 768 nt
Organism: Vicia villosa (hairy vetch)
Lineage: Eukaryota; Viridiplantae; Streptophyta; Magnoliopsida; Fabales; Fabaceae
Exons: 1
Coding region: 103-759 (218 amino acids)
Source: RefSeq, a predicted model, not a curated record
UCAUUUUAUAUAAGGAAACCUUCACAACUUUAACACCACACCAACAUCCCAUUUAGAAACUCUUUUAGAUCCAAUUUGAUUCCACACAAAAAAGUGGAAGCUAUGGAAAAGAUAAAUUACCAUAAAAUAGCAUUUUUUACUCAAAGCAUAAGAACUCAUCAUAACUAUCUUAUUAAGGUUACACCGUUGAUAGUUUCCUUAUCUUUGUUUCCUUUCAUCUUUUCUACUCCUUCCUUAAUUUCUUUCCUCCAUCACUUCAACUUCUACUUCUCUACAUUUUCUUUCCAACUAUUCACUCACACCAUAGACAAAAAUUGCAUGUUCCUUCUAUGUAAUGGUCUUCUUGUUUUUGUUGGUAUAACAAGAUCUUUAUCUACUGGGUCUAGUAGUGUUGAUGAAUCUUUCAACUAUGUUAAAGAUGGUUCGCAAUCACUUUACUCAAUGGUUGAAACUAAAGUGACAGUAUUAGUGAGUGAAGAAAACGACGACGAAGCUAAAGAUAUAAAUUUUGAAGAAGGAAAAGGAAGUAGCAUAUUAGUUUUGGAACAAGAAGAGGAGCCAAAAGAAAAAAGUAACAUGUUUGACGAAGGAGGUGAAGAGAAAGACAAUGAUAAAGAAAUGGUUGAUGAGGAAGAAGUUUUAGAAGAAGCAAAUUGGGUGUUAAACACAGAUGAAUUGAACAAAAGGUUUGAUGACUUCAUUAGAAGGAUGAAAGAAGAUUUGAGGAUUGAAGCUCAAAGACAAUUUGUCAUGGCUUGAUUUUGCUUA